Molecule: messenger RNA, 888 nt
Organism: Paracoccidioides brasiliensis Pb18
Exons: 1
Coding region: 1-888 (295 amino acids)
Source: RefSeq, a predicted model, not a curated record
AUGCCCCAAAACAUGGACGAGGAUGAUGAAAGAGAGCCGGCCAUCCGUGAGGAGGGACAAAACGAACAGAAUCAAGACAUAUCAAGAAUGGAAAUGGGCGUUGGCUUGGAGGAAGGUGUGAGGAUGGAGACGGACUCCAGGGGCUACGAGGCUGAUGACGACGACGAACCAUGCGAGCCGGUACACAGCUACACGCACAUCCACACGGAAGACCGAAUUCUAACAUUGAGAAUCCCGUACCUGGGGCCGGUGGGAUGGACUGUCCCCGCCCGCAACGGAAUACAGACCACCAGGUCAUUUCUCAUUUACCAGGAUCCCACAGCUGGAUACGCAUCACCACCGAUGCCGGCAGAGGCGGGGAAACACAUCGACGAACAUAUCCAUCUGCUAGCUAGCGACGACAAGGAGAACGUGGCUGAUGACUUGGACGAGGAAGAAGAUGAAGGGGAGAUGAUUGAUCGGGAUAUAUACGUGCAGGAUAACAUGGUGGCGGAGGCGGAGAGUAUCGUUGCGCUUGCUGCCAUGAAUGAUGGGUGGAAUAUAAGGUCGUUGCGGAAUAGAUUGCAGCAUCUUGGGCAUCUUGGGCAGGGGUACCAUGGAGAUUCCAGCAACGCCCAAACGAAUGGUUUGGAUCCUCAGCUGUACGGGUAUGGUGAUGAUACAGGAGAAAGGUCCCAGCAGAACCCGGAUCACCAGCACCAGCACCAGCAACAGGAUGAUCAGCCAGAGAUAGAGAUUAAUGUCACUCCGGGUGGUUCGUUGGAAGCGAGUCCCGUACGGCCCCAACGGGCACAUGCGCAUUCGAACUCGAUUGUCAUGGUCAGUUCGUCACGUAGAGCUGGACGUUUGGACGAGGGCUUUGCAAGACCGCCAUCAGGGUUUUUCUGA